This is a messenger RNA of Cebus imitator (Panamanian white-faced capuchin), 499 nucleotides long. RefSeq names its product mitochondrial import inner membrane translocase subunit TIM14-like. The record is from RefSeq and is a predicted model, not a curated record. Bases 101 to 499 code for a protein of 132 amino acids. Gene Ontology annotation, biological process: protein import into mitochondrial matrix. NCBI's taxonomy places the organism in Eukaryota, Metazoa, Chordata, Mammalia, Primates, Cebidae. Gene Ontology annotation, cellular component: PAM complex, Tim23 associated import motor. Gene Ontology annotation, molecular function: ATPase activator activity. The transcript has 2 exons.
GUGUGUCGCUCUGCUCGGGGUGUGCGGGCGUCCGCCACGGUCUCUGCGCUGGGAUGAGCCGGGCUCCCGGUGGAAGCGAGGGAAGCCAGCCGCAGCAGCCAUGGCCAGUACAAUGGUAGCAGUUGGACUGACCAUUGCAGCUGCAGGAUUUGCAGGCCGUUAUGUUUUGCAAGCCAUGAAGCAUAUGGAGCCUCAAGUAAAACAAGUUUUUCAAAGUCUACCAAAAUCUGCCUUCAGUGGUGGCUAUUACAGAGGUGGGUUUGAACCCAAAAUGACAAAGCGGGAAGCAGCAUUAAUACUAGGUGUAAGGCCUACUGCCAAUAAAGGGAAAAUAAGAGAUGCUCACCGACAAAUUAUGCUUUUAAAUCAUCCUGACAAAGGAGGAUCUCCUUAUAUAGUAGCCAAAAUCAAUGAAGCUAAAGAUCUACUAGAAGGUCAAGCUGGCCGGAACUACAUUCCCGGGAGGGGUGCCCUGUAUCACACACUCAGCCUGGCGUAG